This is a messenger RNA of Penicillium verrucosum, 264 nucleotides long. RefSeq lists its product as uncharacterized. The transcript has a single exon. NCBI's taxonomy places the organism in Eukaryota, Fungi, Ascomycota, Eurotiomycetes, Eurotiales, Aspergillaceae. The record is from RefSeq and is a predicted model, not a curated record. Bases 1 to 264 code for a protein of 87 amino acids.
AUGCCUGUGUUUCUCGGCACGGUUCAUGGGGCUGGUGAGAUCCGCCAUAUGCUGAUCAUGGCAUGGGGUGGCGAGAACCUAGAAAAGAUGGAGAUGCCGCCGGACUUGGAGAGACAGAUUCGGAGGUCUAGGAAAGAGAUAUAUGCGCACGGUAUUGUGCAUGAUGAUAUGCGCUGGCCUAAUUUAUCACGGAAUGUCGAGUUGCAAACAAGAACGCAGGACCAAAUAAAAGGUCCUCUGGUGAUCUGCGGGAGCUAUUGCUGA